Molecule: messenger RNA, 2358 nt
Organism: Malus domestica (apple)
Lineage: Eukaryota; Viridiplantae; Streptophyta; Magnoliopsida; Rosales; Rosaceae
Product: calcium-dependent protein kinase 17-like
Biological process (GO): protein autophosphorylation; intracellular signal transduction; peptidyl-serine phosphorylation
Cellular component (GO): nucleus; cytoplasm
Molecular function (GO): calmodulin binding; calcium/calmodulin-dependent protein kinase activity; ATP binding
Source: RefSeq, a predicted model, not a curated record
CAGUAGGCUAAAUAGCCAAGUGCGUAAACGUCCAAAGAGAGAAGGAGAGAGAAAGAGGAGAGAGAAGCCACAGGACAGAAGAGCUCUGUCUUGCGGAGCUCCACCACUGUUCCAACGGCCUCCUUUGCUUUCUUUGUGCUUUAUCUCUCUUCAAGCAGCUUGAUGUCCCCCUGGACUGGAUCCACGUGAUCCGGUCACGUCGAAAAGGAAUUCCCUGCUGAAAUAGAAGCCUCAUUGACAACUUUAAUUACAAUCCCGGGAAGCUUCUCUUCUGAUUUCACAGAGUAUGCUUUGGUGAAUCAAGAUAUUGACUUCAAACUUCAGGUUUCUCAUCUGUUGGAAAAGGGUUUUUGAAACAAUGUGCCCGAAGGCCGGAAAGUUGAAAUUUGUGAGCUGAAAUUGUGAUUAUUGUUCGAGGUGGUUGAGGAGCGGGAUAUUGGUAUGGCUGUUGCCAGGAGCAACAGCAGCAGUGCAGCAUCAACGUGGCCGUGCAAUUGUUACAAAGUCGCAAGCUUGACUUCCUCCAUUUUAGAUGCAAACGAGACUUCAAAUCUAAAAGAUCGGUACAUUCUAGGAGAGCAGUUAGGUUGGGGGCAGUUUGGUGUUAUCAGGGUGUGCACUGAUAAGUUGACCGGAGAGGUCUUGGCAUGUAAAUCAAUUGCUAAAGAUCGAUUAGUGACCUCAGACGAUGUGCGAGGCAUUAAACUUGAGAUUGAAAUUAUGACCAGGUUAUCUGGGCACCCAAAUGUUGUAGAUCUCAAGGCGGUGUAUGAAGAGGAAGAGUAUGUCCAUUUGGUGAUGGAGCUUUGCGCAGGAGGAGAGCUUUUCCACCAGUUAGAGAAGCACGGUCGAUUCUCCAAGUCUGAUGCCAGGGUUCUCUUUAGGCAUCUGAUUCAGGUAGUUCUAUAUUGUCACGAAAAUGGGGUUGUUCACAGAGAUUUGAAACCAGAGAACAUCCUAUUGGCCACAAAAGCCUCCUCGUCUCCAAUCAAGUUGGCAGAUUUUGGUCUUGCAACCUACAUCAAGCCUGGGCAGAGUUUGCAUGGGUUAGUUGGUAGUCCGUUUUAUAUAGCUCCUGAGGUACUUGCAGGUAGCUAUAACCAGGCUGCAGAUGUGUGGAGUGCGGGCGUUAUUCUCUACAUUCUUCUUAGUGGAAUGCCGCCAUUUUGGGGGAAGACAAAAUCACGGAUAUUUGAUGCUGUUAGGACAGCUGACCUGAAAUUCCCAUCUGAUCCCUGGGAUCGCAUUACUGGAUCAGCUAAGGAUUUGAUUAGAGCAAUGCUCUGUAAAGAUCCUUCACAAAGGCUCACUGCUCAGCAGGUUUUAGAUCAUCCUUGGAUGAGGGUUAAUGAACCAUAUCCUAAACAGCCGAGUCAAUGUGAAAAUGGAGGCCGUGGAGAAUGUGAUGUAGCCGGCAGCUCAUUCUGUACUAUGUCCAGGAGUCAAGACAUCAGCUUUGGCACUGCAUCACAUAAUGCAUGUGAUGCCCAAUCACCUACAUUUACUUGUAGGUCAUCUUUUUCUGCUCUCAUGGUGGAACCAUUUACUCCCCACUUAGCAUCCGGCGGGUUUUCAUUCUGCAGCGAUGGUGAUUCUAAGUUGGAAUUCUCCUCCCCCAUUCCCUCAAUGCCAAGCUUUGCAUUCUUCAGCCCUGGUUCUUUGGUUGAGGAAGGUAGUUGUGCGAUAGAGUUUUCAGCCAGCAUAUCCAGAGUAGACGCAAUUCAUGGAGGUUCCCUUUCGUUCAGACUUGAAACGAGACAAAUGGUUAACAAACCAGCCGAAGCUAAAAGGACAGGUGGAACAAGGACGUCAGCCAUUCACAACAAGAGAAACCGUACAAUUGGACUUGGUGAGCACGAGCAACUAGAUUUCAUGGUGACCGAGUCAAUCAUUCGUUGGUCAUCAUGCACAAAUCUUCCUACAUCUCUGAGAUCUUCUCUUGUCUGUUGACCGUGUGGACCUGAAGCAGUAAAAGAUAAGGCGGAUGGCCCCGAUGCCCAUGUGAAGUCCAAAGUCUUUCACUCGUGCAUAGUAUCAAGCGCAUAUGUUACAGUUUGACUGAUUCCUACUGCUUAGUGCCACUCUUUUCUGUAAUUUCGACUCCAAGUAGCUGGUGGUAUGAUCAGAGAUAUAUAGGAAGAGCGACAGAUGGAGGUGGAGGGUUCCGAUGAAGUUUUCUGUAAGCUAAUGUAUUGUAUCGUUCGUGUCUCUGUUUCCGUUCGUCUGAUUUAUGAUGUUUAGUACCAUUUUUCAUGUUGGUAGUAGCUAGGAAGAGUGCUAAAUGAUGUAUGCCUAAUGAGCUUCUGCCCUUUUGUAUAAAGUAAUUGUUCACAGCAUUGCUUUCCAAGUCUUGUGAUA